Messenger RNA from Saxophila tyrrhenica, 1527 nucleotides. RefSeq lists its product as uncharacterized. Bases 1 to 1527 code for a protein of 508 amino acids. Gene Ontology annotation, biological process: chromatin remodeling. Gene Ontology annotation, molecular function: ATP-dependent H2AZ histone chaperone activity. The record is from RefSeq and is a predicted model, not a curated record. NCBI's taxonomy places the organism in Eukaryota, Fungi, Ascomycota, Dothideomycetes, Mycosphaerellales, Extremaceae. The transcript has a single exon. Gene Ontology annotation, cellular component: Swr1 complex.
AUGGCGGAUCCACCGCCCAGACCGCCACCACACGGUCAGCAACCUCGCCCACCCGGCGCAAUGCCAGACGGAAAUUACGACAUCUUCAUCAUCCCCCCUCACUCGGCCGGGUCAGGCUUCCUCUACCUACCCUCUCUGGCCGUCCAACGGAACAGCUUCCUCGCUGGAGUCGCGGCGACGCUAUUGUCGGUAGGCCUGUAUACGCUCGUCAUGCCGGCGGUGAAGCAAUGGAUGAACACAUUGAUGGCCAGCGGAGGGGUCGGCGUGCUGUUGUUGGUGAUAGGUGUAGGCGUGGCAGGAUGGGCGUGGGGUAGAACCCAGACGGAGACACAGGGAGGGUCGGGUAACGCUGGGGGCAGCGCCGGAGGAGGAACUCAUCAGCAGCACUCAUACGAGCCACCGCCUAAAGCGAAUGGGUGGGCACCUCCACCUCAGCCAGAACCACAGCCGCAACCAGAACCUGAGCCACAACCGCCGCCUCCACCUCCACCACCUCCAAAGCCAGAACCGAAACCGAAGCCUGCGACCGCCAGCGGAUGGGAAAAGGCGCGCGAAGAGACUCGUAAGCGGGAGGAAGCUCGCAAGAAGGAAGAAGAGACCAAACGGAAAGCCGAAGAGUUCCGCAAGAUGCGCGAAGAAGCCGAGCGAGCAGCAAAGGCUAAAGCUGAAAAGGAGAAAUGGGAGCAAGCGCGGGCUCGAGAGAAGGAACAACGAGAACGCGAAGCACGCGAACGCAUCGCUCGAGAACGAAUGGCCAGAGAGAAGGAAGCGAGAGAGAAAGACACCCGCGAGCGCGAGGCAAGAGAAAAGGCCGCCUCCGCCGCCCCGUCCAAACCACGCUCCACUCCAGUCAAACCCUCCGCUUCCGCCUCCGCCUACCGCAAACCUACCGCCCACUCCGUCGAGAACGAAGAAUACUCCUUCCGCCCCUACGACUCCGCGCCCUCCCAAACCCGGAACCGUCGUCCCGCGCACCAGUCAUCCGCCUCUUCCGUCUCAGGGGUGAGCGAGUCCUCCUUCGCGCCCUCUGCCACCACCGCACGCACCACACCCCCACCCUCCCACCGCUCGGGUCCGUACAGCACGAAGGACCCCGACAAAAUCAUGCUCAAAGCCGUCUACCUCUUCUCGGACUCCCACCCGCUCAAACCCUCCGCCUCGCUCCUCGCCUCCACGGGCGCGGUAACCGACGGCUUGAUCCUGCACAUCCGCACCGACGGCCUCUUCAUCGACGAUGACGUGCGCGGCGUCCCGCAGCGCGAAUGGGACGUCAAAGCCUGGACGCUCAAACUCGUCGAAGACGGCAUGACGAAGGGCGGGGAUGGCAGGGGUCUGCAUGUGGUCCGGGCGAGCACGAGGGAUAUGGAAAAUAAGAAGUAUGUUUUCGUGCUCGAGGAGACGGAGGCGUGGAAGGUGGCGGUGGGGUUGGCGCGGUUGCGGAAGGGGAGUCAGGUUAGGGCGCUUGGGAUGAGUGGGAUGAAGGAGGGGGAGGUUAGGGGGUUGCUGGGGGGGUUGGGGUGGGUGUAG